AUGAGCGGCUCCAAUAAUAAUGAUGGUUAUCAUGGCAUGAUAUCCAAUACGCUUGGUUCGGCGGUCGCUGGAAUUGUCAGCCGCACAUUCACUCAUCCCAUUGAUACAGCCAAAUCACGGCUGCAGGCUCAAUACAGUGUUACUAGUGCUAGUUCUUCAUCAGUCACCCCCCAAUAUCGAGGAACAGUGGAUGUCCUGCAAAAGACCUUUCGGACCGAAGGAAUCCGAGGGCUCUACCGUGGAUUUGGUGCCAUUUUGGUGGGUGGAACUCCAGGGACGGUAACCUAUCUGUGUACAUACGAAUUUGCCAAGGAUAGUCUGUCGUCUGCUAUGAAAGGUCAGGAUGAUUCCUCCUACAAUAAUAAUGAUCAAGGAGGAGACUUUUUGAUUCAUUUUUCGGCUGGAAUGAUUGCCGAAACAAUCGCCUGCAUCAUUUAUGUCCCUGUGGAUGUCAUUAAGGAACGUCUUCAGGUACAGCAUGCAGCAUCCAGCAGCAAUAACUCGGCUUCGUCCAACUACCAAGGGAGCUACGAUGCCUUGAAGAAAAUUGCCAAAACAGAAGGUUUAUCUGGAAUUUACAAGGGCUAUGCUGCCACCUUGGCAUCCUUUGGACCCUUCUCGGCACUCUACUUUAUGUUUUACGAACGCUUCAAAUCGGAAACACGAUUCUACCUAUUUGAUCCACAGCGGAUCCAACCUAAAACGACAAUUGACAAGAAGGAAAUCCCCUUUCCAUGGCUCGUCUUGUGCAGUUCAUCGGCCGGGGGACUAGCUUCCUGGUUGACAUCGCCUCUGGACAUGGCCAAACUGAGGCUCCAGGUCCAACGAGGAGAAAAUGCAGUUGCAUCAUCAUCUUCUUCUUCAUUGGUAUCGUACAGGGGUGUGGUGGAUUGUCUACAAACCGUGUAUCGACAAGGGGGUAUGCGUGGUUUAUUCCGAGGAGCAGGAGCUCGUGUUUGCUUUUAUGCUCCAGCCACCACAAUCACCAUGAGUUGUUAUGAGACGUGUCGGUCCUUUGUGGCCAAGUUAUUGGUGGCAGAAGACCGAUGA
Messenger RNA from Seminavis robusta, 1050 nucleotides. NCBI's taxonomy places the organism in Eukaryota, Bacillariophyta, Bacillariophyceae, Naviculales, Naviculaceae. The record is from the annotation of a GenBank genome assembly.